Neohortaea acidophila is the source of this 729-nucleotide messenger RNA. RefSeq names its product Pre-mRNA-splicing factor Cwf15/Cwc15. Gene Ontology annotation, molecular function: RNA binding. The record is from RefSeq and is a predicted model, not a curated record. The transcript is spliced from 2 exons. Bases 1 to 729 code for a protein of 242 amino acids. Lineage: Eukaryota; Fungi; Ascomycota; Dothideomycetes; Mycosphaerellales; Teratosphaeriaceae. Gene Ontology annotation, biological process: mRNA cis splicing, via spliceosome. Gene Ontology annotation, cellular component: catalytic step 2 spliceosome.
AUGACCACCGCCCACAGACCCACCUUCGACCCCGCCCGAGGGAAAGAAGCCGCCCGCGGCGAAGCCUACCACCAACGCCUACUGCCCGCACACAAGACGCUGAAGUUCCGACAAGCGGCGCAAGGCACGCCAGACGAGCAGGCGAGACGGGAUCUCAAAGCGGAACUACUCAGAGCGGAGCGCGCGCACUAUGCGAAGAGAGACGGAAAGGCUCUACCAGAGGAUGCGGAUGAUGACGAUGAUGAGGGGGACGAUGCGGAAGGCGCUACCCCUCUCCACCCGGGAGCAGACGGAGAUACGGAUGAAGACUACGAGGCGAAAAAGCGACGCGUGCUGGAAGAGACGAAAGAUAUUGACGCCGACAGCGUCGCCUCCGAUUCCUCCUCUGAAGCCUCCGACGAUGACGACGACGAAGAAGACGAAACGGCCGAGCUGAUGCGCGAGCUCGCGAGAAUCAAAGCCGAACGCGCAGAGGCUGCCGCCAAAGUGGCGGCAGAGCAAGCGGCGAAGGAUGCAGAACAGCGGGAGAAGGACAUCGCGCUGGGGAAUCCGCUGCUGAAUCCCAAGACGGACAAGGGGGAGUAUGGAGUGAAGCGGAGGUGGGAUGACGAUGUGGUGUUCAAGAAUCAGGCGCGAGGGACGGAGGAGAGGGGCAAGGAGAAGAGGUUUGUGAAUGAUCUGCUGCGCAGUGAUUUUCACCGCAAGUUUAUGCAGAAGUAUGUUCGAUGA